GUCUAGAACACUGAACCUUCAGUACCACUUUGAUGCAGCUGAUGAGGAGUGAUGGUCAUGGGUGUUUAAAUUGAAUGGGUUCUAAUUGAAUAACAUCAUGGAACUUUGACCUGUAUAUACAGAACUCAGAAGGGCAAGGUAGGUCAUUAAAAUGUUAAUGUUAUAAAUAGUUUAGUCAACACAUUGUUUACAUGGUUCGGUAUGUAGUAUAAAAGACCACAGUGAAAAUUGACACAUUUUUUAAAUUAAAUAAAUAUAUGCCCAGACUUGUCUUUUACACAAUUUCUGUUCUAUUACAGUAACAGCCCUUUUCUGGCGUGUUGGUCUGGUUGUCGUGGAUGUUAAUGUCUUUACUAAACAGGAAGGACAGUUCUGCAUCCACUACUUGUGUUCUGACUGCUUUUAUAAUGUGUCAACACUUACUUCUUGUUUUCACUCACUACCAGACAGUUGACUCACUGUACAAGACCUCUCCUCUUCACUUCACUCUGGAACUACUCUUGACAAUAUCUUGAAAUAUAGUUUUUGGUUAUUUGUUUUUAGUCAUAAGUCAAAAACUUGAGGACUGCAGGGUGGGAGAUGCAACAAUGGCCUUGAGAACAGCAGGAAGUGUGUUGGUGGUCUUUCUCUGGUCUGUGACAGUGGUACUGGGUCAGGAUGGCUGGAGUGUUACAUACACCACUCAGAGUAUCUGUACCUUGAAGGGGUCAACAGUGGAUCUGUUCUGCUCUUACACAUAUCCCAGAGGUAAAGUCACAACAACCUUCUGGUUCACUGAAUGGGGGACUGGUGUAGAACCUGAAGAUCUAGUUCAGAACCCAGAGUAUGCAGGUCGUCUGGAGUAUCAUGGAGAUAAGAAGAAAGACUGUACCCUGAAAAUCACAGACCUGAGAGAGAGAGACUCAGCUACGUACAAGUUCAGAUUAUUAACAGAUCAGGAAGGAGGGAAAUAUUCUGGAAGUCCUGGAGUCACUCUGUCUGUCACAGGUCUUCAGGUGAAGGUGACUGGUGGACAUCAGUAUAAGACACUGACCUGUAUCACCACCUGUACUCUGACUGACAACCCCACCUACAUCUGGUACAAGAACGGACAACAUCUAGAUGAGAGCACCUCCCCCCAGUACAAAUACUCAGUCUCCAAUGACUAUGAUGCCAGUUAUUCCUGUGCUGUAAAAGGCCAUGAGGACCUCCACUCUCCUGCAGUGUGUGUUCAGGGUCAGAGCUGCAACAGAGUGACUUACACCAAGAGGAGAAUCUGUGUCUUGAAGGGGUCAACAGUGGACAUAUCCUGUACUGUUGGUUAUUAUUCCACCACAUCAUCAUUCUGGUUUAGAAGUGAUAAGUCGACCCCUGAAGACCUAACCACUGACCCAGGGUAUGCAGGUCGUGUGGAGUACACUGGAACAUACAGAGGUCCCUUCACCCUGAGAAUCACAGAUCUGAAAGAGGAGGACUCAGCUGAGUAUCGCUUCACUUUUAAAACAGACAACUUUGACUGGGGUCAUAGUUUCCCAGGAACAACUCUGUCUGUCACAGGUCUGCAGGUGAAGGUGACUCCUGCUGCAGAGGGACAGAAGACACUGACCUGUAUCACCACCUGUACUCUGACUGACAACCCCACCUACAUCUGGUACAAGAACGGACAACGUCUAGAUGAGAGCACCUCCCCCCAGUACAAAGACCCAGUCUCCAGUGACUAUGUAGACAGUUACUCCUGUGCUGUAAAAGGCCAUGAGGAUCUCCUCUCUCCUGCAGUUUGUGUUCAGGGUCAGAUCUGCAACAGAGUGACUUACACCAAGAGGAGAAUCUGUGUCUUGAAGGGGUCAACAGUGGACAUAUUCUGUACUUAUGUUGGUUAUUAUUCCACCACAUCAUCAUUCUGGUUUAGAAGUGAUAAGUCGACCCCUGAAGACCUAACCACUGACCCAGGGUAUGUAGGUCGUGUGGAGUACACUGACAAAGAGACAUGGAGAUAUGAAGGUCCCUGCACCCUGAGAAUCACAGAUCUGAGAGAGGAGGACUCAGCUGAGUAUCGCUUCACUUUUAAAGCAAACAACUUUGAAUGGGGUCAUAGUUUACCAGGAACAACUCUGUCUGUCACAGGUCUGCAGGUGAAGGUGACUCCUGCUGCAGAGGGACAGAAGACACUGACCUGUAUCACCACCUGUACUCUGACUGACAACCCCACCUACAUCUGGUACAAGAACGGACAACGUCUAGAUGAGCCCACUUCCCAACAAUACUCUAGUAAUAUCCUAGUAGUGUUGGGUCAUUCUGUGGACAGUUACUCCUGUGCUGUAGAACACCAUGAGGACCUCCACUCUCCUGCAGUGUGUGAGUAUGAAUUAAACUACUAUUCUACUUAGAAAGUAUCAAUCAUU
Messenger RNA from Oncorhynchus tshawytscha (Chinook salmon), 2381 nucleotides. RefSeq names its product B-cell receptor CD22-like. Lineage: Eukaryota; Metazoa; Chordata; Actinopteri; Salmoniformes; Salmonidae. Gene Ontology annotation, biological process: cell-cell adhesion. Gene Ontology annotation, cellular component: membrane. The record is from RefSeq and is a predicted model, not a curated record. Bases 588 to 2366 code for a protein of 592 amino acids. The transcript is spliced from 8 exons.